AACCAAGCAACCAGCAUCUCAACCGACUGGUCUGACUGUAGACUACUUGAGGUUUGAGCGUGAGUCUGGGACUGAGAGAGGAGAAGGGUGAUUGAGCCUGGUGGUGUUAUGCUAUUUCUUGUAAAGUGCAAAUCAAAACCAGUGGGUUGGUCUCUAUAUGCUGCCAGUGCGUGGCAGUCCAAAGUGGGCGGGGAUUUCAGCUCGGACCGGAAGAGAAGCGGCGACAACCCGAAACAGAGCUAACAAACGAUGGCUGCAAUCAGAAAGAAGCUGGUGAUAGUGGGAGACGGAGCGUGUGGGAAGACCUGCCUGCUGAUCGUCUUCAGUAAAGACCAGUUCCCAGAGGUCUAUGUGCCCACUGUGUUCGAGAACUAUGUGGCUGACAUCGAGGUCGACGGCAAACAGGUGGAGUUAGCAUUAUGGGACACAGCAGGACAGGAGGACUAUGACAGACUGAGACCUCUCUCCUACCCCGACACUGACGUUAUACUCAUGUGCUUCUCUGUAGACAGCCCAGAUAGUUUAGAGAACAUUCCAGAGAAGUGGACUCCGGAGGUGAAACACUUCUGUCCUAAUGUUCCCAUCAUCCUCGUGGGCAACAAGAAGGACCUGAGGAACGACGAACACACACGCAGGGAGCUGGCCAAGAUGAAGCAGGAGCCAGUGAAGUCGGAGGAGGGCAGAGACAUGGCUAACAGGAUCGGUGCCUACGGCUGUCAGGAGUGCUCAGCUAAGACCAAGGACGGAGUCAGGGAGGUGUUUGAGAUGGCCACCAGGGCGGCGCUACAGGCCAAGAGACGUGGAAAUAAGAACGCCUGCAUGCUGUUAUAGUCCCCAGGGAGACGUUGCCCCUGGAUACUGAUCUUGGACCAGUUUUACCUUCCCAAAAUAUAGUUGUAAUCAUUUAAAGGGAUAGUGUCACAUUUUUGCGAUGACUAAAAGUCUGACAGGGCUUCCCCAACUGGUGCCCCGAUUUUUAUUUACCUCCCCAAGUUUUCUGAGCAAAAAUAAAUACAAGUUUACGUUAUUUUAUUGUUGGACAUAAAGACUGUAAAAACCCCUGAAAAUCAGUUCCUUUUGAUUUUGUAGAUCUGUACCAAAGUAUUCUCGCUCAUAAUAGAGAGAGAUAUAUGUGUGAUUGUAUACAAAAUCUAAGCCAGGUUUGAAAUGAUUGUUUUAGUCAGUGUGUAUAUAUAUUUGUUUGGGCUUCCUGCGGUCAAUUUGCAGUCUACAAAGGAUUUCCUUUUCCAUUCGCUCAAGAAAAAAAUAUUUCUGUGGCUGAAUCUCUAGGUGAUGCUGGCGUUAGCGCAAUCAGCUAACUGAUACCAUAGACUUCCAGUCAUUACGCUAACACUAGUUUAUCAAAGGCUCACAAAACUUACUUAAACUUCCUUUAAACUACACUGAGACACGUUUGUAUCCAUGAGUUUAUCUGACUCUGGGUCUGUAGUUAUAAAGGGCUUAAUUGCCAAAAUGGUGCACCAUCCCUUUUGAGGGGUAGUUUUAAAA
Messenger RNA from Oncorhynchus keta (chum salmon), 1509 nucleotides. Its product is annotated as rho-related GTP-binding protein RhoA-A-like. Gene Ontology annotation, molecular function: GTPase activity; GTP binding. Lineage: Eukaryota; Metazoa; Chordata; Actinopteri; Salmoniformes; Salmonidae. Gene Ontology annotation, biological process: stress fiber assembly; small GTPase-mediated signal transduction; cell migration. The transcript has 6 exons. The record is from RefSeq and is a predicted model, not a curated record. The coding region runs from base 250 to 831 and encodes 193 amino acids. Gene Ontology annotation, cellular component: dendritic spine; cleavage furrow.